Messenger RNA from Closterium sp. NIES-65, 1815 nucleotides. Lineage: Eukaryota; Viridiplantae; Streptophyta; Zygnematophyceae; Desmidiales; Closteriaceae. The record is from the annotation of a GenBank genome assembly.
AUGACGGGGAAAGGGGAGUGGGCGGGGGGAAAGCGACAUGAGAUAGGAUGGGGGAGGAGGGGAGGAGCAGCUGACGGCGCUGUCGACUGUGGCGGGGAUGUUGAUGAUGGUGCCGCAGGUGACGGUGCUGAGGGGAGGGGCGCGAUGAAUGGGACAAGGGGCACCAAGAGGUUCUUCCAAUCUGGUGGAGCAGCUGCCAACGCCUUGAGAGCCAAGCGUGCUGACUCUUUCCCUCUCAGCUCCCUCUCCAGGAUUUCCAUGUCCUUAACCGCUGCUACGCCUGAGGAUGGAGAUUUUCUUCCUCUUCCUCCCUGCCACCGCUCUCCACCCCUCUCCCUCACAUCCCUGCCACCGCUCUCCACCCCUCUCCCUCCCAUCCCUGCCACCGCUCUCCACCCCUCUCCCUCCCAACCCUGCCACCGCUCUCCACCCCUGCCCUUUGCCCCUCCGCGCCUGCAGAUCCUAAAGAACGCCGCUCUGCUGCGCACCAACCAGGGCGCAGCGUUGGGCAUCCUGUCGUGGCUGGGCUUCGCCACGGGCUUCCUGGGCAACAUGCUGCUGCUCUCCUACUUCACCGCUAAGCGGGAGCUCUCAGCAUGCCUCGUGCAGGUAGUAGGAGCGGCAUCCACAGCCGUCCUGCUCUCGCAGGUCUACCUCGCGGGGUUCAUGCCCUCACCAGCCUUCACAGCAGUGGCGGCCUAUCUGCUGCUCGGCUGCGCUGUCAACUGCCUGCGCUUCACCCGCCGCCUGCCCCAGCCCCUGUGGGACACGUGGCAGGACGUGAUUGGCGUUCUUGGCCUUGCUGUGCUGCCACAGGUCAUCUGGUCCACAUUCUCCUCUGUCAGCACGAAGCUUCCAGGAACCGUCUCGGCGGUGGGCGGGUUACUGUUCAUAGCGGCCAUGCGGAGGGGGCUGGUGGGGCAGCGGUGGCGGGACAGGUGGCAGCUGCUGAGUGGCUGGACCGCCACGCUGCUCUUCAUGGUCAUGCCCGUCGCCCAGCUGCAGGUAUGCUUCACGCGGCCCGACCAGCUAGCGGGCAUGUCAGCGCUCUCCUCGCUGCUGGGCAUAGUGGGCAACGGCCUCAUGGUGCCGCGGGCGCUCUUCACACGCGACUUCAUCUGGUUUCUGGGUUGUUCCUGGGGCUGCAUUCUCAUGGGCUGGGGUGUUCUCCUCGCCAUGGCCCUCCACGGCUUCUACUCGCCUCGCCUCUUCAUGGCUGUCUCACUUGCGCUUAUCGGCUAUCUUGCUGCUGUCUUUAAGUUUGAUGCCGAUGCACAUUCACUCCUCAGUCACUCGAUCUACAACAAUCCCCUUCGCAAUCUCACUUUCAUCGGCGGUAACCCAGUAAACCAAGCUCUUCGCGAGCUCGACAACGACUCGCUCGGCGUUCCCGAGGUUGUCGUUGAAGAGUAUCCAGACGCGAUCAAAAUCGUCGCGACCGUUCCGGGCCUCGAGAAGAAGGACCUGCAGGUGCAGGUGCGGGGGAAGGAUGUUGUGACGAUCAGCGGCAAGCGGACCAGAGAGGAGAGGGACAACGACGACAGCAACCGCGUUGUCAAGGAGUUCAGCAGCUUCGAGCGCAGCUUCCGGCUGCCACGUGACGUGUCUACGAAACAGGUUACAGCAGCAGCGCGGAACGGCGUGCUCACGGUGACGGUUCCCAAAAGAACGUCUUGCAAACAAACGUCUGGUCGCAGGCUCGCGAAUCCAAACGCGAAGGGGAAAGCGAAGGAUGUUCAGAAGCAAGGCGGGCUGAGCGGCGAGCAACGAGUUAGCAAGAAGAGGAAAGUUAUUCACUUUGCCCCUGGGAGCUGA